Hydractinia symbiolongicarpus is the source of this 844-nucleotide messenger RNA. Its product is annotated as integumentary mucin C.1-like. Bases 224 to 769 code for a protein of 181 amino acids. NCBI's taxonomy places the organism in Eukaryota, Metazoa, Cnidaria, Hydrozoa, Anthoathecata, Hydractiniidae. The transcript is spliced from 4 exons. The record is from RefSeq and is a predicted model, not a curated record.
UACCACCACUUUGACGUGUGAAGAGUUUUAACACAAUGCAUAGUAUCUUUUACUACCAUGCGAGCGAGAAUUUUGAAGUUUCAUAGCAAUAUGUUAUAGAUACGCAAGUCUGUACCUGAGUGGGUUGAUCAUACGUCACAGUUUAUAACAAACGCAAGAAGGCUUAAGGUGAUGGAAUGAUGCUACUAACUAUGCUUAUCUGAGGUCUUCUUAUAUGUGAGAGAUGAGACCAAUAUCAGGUGGUCUCCUUGUGUUACUAAUAAUUUUAAUCGAAUGUGUAUAUUGCAGACCGUACAGGUUGUUUGGACGGGAAGAAGAUUGCUACAUUGCAGGAAGAAUCUUGAAGAAUGGUGAGGUAUACUCGUCGCCAACAAAUCCAUGUUUUGGUUUAGAGUGUGAAGAUGGAGAACAUUUUGCUGUCUACCUAUGCGCUAGUGGACAACAAACGACAGCCGAACCCAACACUAAAGCUCCAACAACUACAACAGUUAGAACAACGACAACGACAAAUGCAACAACAUCAACAACGACAACAUUAACAGCUGCAAAAUCGACAAAAAAAAUAACAACGGGAAGUUCGAAUAUGACGUCAUUGAUAUCACGUGAACGUCAAAACAGUACGAAUCUGAUGGCUACCUUACCUGCAACACAGAAGAAUGCAACAACGACGAAAAUACCUUCAACUAAAAAACAUCUCUUCACGAGCUCUUCAAAGGUUAAUUUAACCGAAACUGUGAUUACAAAUGCGGAAAAAAUCGUGCUAACUUAAUUACUUUUCGUGGAUAGAUGAAUUUGGGAAAUUAAAAGAAACAUAGGGUUAAUAGAAUAUAAUUCAUUUCCUUAA